GCUGUUGUGCACAGUUAAUCCACAGUUAGCUCCUCUGAACCUGCAUGUCACCUGGUUUACACAGAACCUUACAGCCACGAUGGACACUCAUGGUUUUUAUGUUAUUUUAAUCUUUCAGCUGUCUUUGGCCCAAGCACUGUCCAAUGCGGAUUGGAGUUUUCAGAGAGCAAUCAACAUGGAAGAAAGACCACAUCGUGGGACAAUUCCACCAGAGUUUGUCCUGCUCCCAGCGUGUUCUGAUCUUGGAGAUGAGUCAACUAAUCAAAACACAACCUGGAUGUGGGCCAGUGAAUUUAAACACAACCACCAGAGUAUUGUGAUCAUGGAAGAGGACCCUGUAGUUAUCGAGUCAGCCACUGCCCUUUUUGAGAGGCAUCCGUCUGUCUCAACUCUACUGAUGUACCACAGAGGGGUGCUUAGUAUUCUCAGGGGGAUCCCUUGCCAUUUUACUAGAAAUCAGCAUGUCAUACUGGUUGGUCAUGGCAGCAAGGGCAGCAGUGGGGUAGCCCAGUUAGCCAAGUAUGGGCCAUACGAACUUGCCAGUGUAGUGUCAACUAUAAAGAUUGGUAAUAGUCAUCUUCACACCGUCAGCCUUUUCAGUUGCAACCUUGGAAAUGACAGUCUUUUUGUAGUGCAGCUACUACAAGCGCUCAAAUCUUUCAAUGUGCAGACGAAGCUGCACCUACACAAGUCAGUCCUUUCUAUUAGUUCCAAUGGAGAGAUAAUGGUCAAAAGUGAUGGCGUUUGGAGCUACCAUGAUCACAGCAGUACAGUCAUUGCUGAACUGGACAGAAGUGGUAAAGUGUUGACAAAAGCGCAGCUAGGCUGUAGAGGACAAGUGUUUCCUGCCUAUCAAGGAAACGCUUUGUAUUUUCAGACUUUACAGUGGCCAACACACCCUCAAAUGUUUGUCCCUGAGGAGCUGCGCAAAAAGUACACAUCCAUUGAUUGCCUAGAGGGGCUUACUUGGAGCUUAUUCUUUGAGGAGAAUGAAAAAAGGCGUGCCCCUGAUUACAUCCCUGAACACCCUGGACAAGAUCUGAUGGCAAUUUGGCUCAUAGAGCCAAGGACAAAAGCAGAAAACAUUGUCUUCAAGCACAUCACCAACAUUCGGGAUCUCCUUGUGGAAAUCCGUUACCAUGCAAGGGAAGAAGCUGCAGCAGACUUUUACUAUGUUCUAAAUGACUGCAUUUACAAAGUGCAGAAGACAAGCCUCAAUGUUUCUCUGGCAGGCAAGUUCAUGAAUACCAACAGUCAGGCUGAAAUUGAAAAUUUCCUUAUUAGUUUCAAUGACCAGAAGGAUGUAUCUUCCCUCCAAGAGCUGAGACAGGGUCUCAAGGCAUCCAAGUUCAAUGACUUCUGUCGCCAGACAUUCCAGUACCAGCAGUGCAACUACAACUGUGAACGAUGGGGUCACUACUUCAUGGUGGCUGUGUUUUCUGCAUCUGUGCGCAACUUCCGAAUCUUCUCUCUCUUUCUCAUGAGUGUCAUAGGCUGUGAGGUCGGCCGAACACGGGGCACUGAUAGCCCCCUGUGUACAGCCUUUGUUGGAGAUGACCACCCCAUGGUAACUGACCACUCCUGGCUUGAACCUUUGAGACGAGGAUUCUAUGGCUGCUCUGUUGAUAAUUUUCAGAUGGCAAGACAGGACAAACAGGUUUGGCUUGAUCAUGUUGUUGCUAAAGAAAAUGCCCUGUACAUCAAAUCUAAGCAAAUGAUGAAUACCGUUGACCAUGACCAGCAGACUGAGCUCGACAUCUUUGGGAGGGUCAAGGUCAUGAAUAAAUAUGUGUUUUCAUCUUAUCUUGAAUUCUUUCGAGGUACACCUGAAGGAAAGAAACUCAAAAGAGGAUGCAGUGCCUCUCCCCUGGGGACUUAGAUGUGGUCAAGUGCACUUGAACCCCAUGUAAACCUAAUUGCUUUCACUGUAUAUUAGUUGUAUGACUGGUGUCUUACUAUGCCACCCAAAUAAAACAUACUGCAAUAAAGUGCUGCCGUCUACAUAUUACUAGUUCUGUUUGCACACAUGCAAAUUUCUGAAAGUGAUCGAUAACUAGAGGAAUGCAAAUAUACUCAAUGUGAUAAGAGUUGAAUUAGAUAAGAGCAGGCUGUAAAAUAGUACCCCAAAUGUAACUGCAGAUCAAUUUUACAGCAAUUAUUUACAUUUUCAUGUGAAAUACUCACUCUAAGAGCAAAAACAUUUUUC
This is a messenger RNA of Myripristis murdjan (pinecone soldierfish), 2206 nucleotides long. RefSeq lists its product as uncharacterized. The transcript is spliced from 3 exons. Lineage: Eukaryota; Metazoa; Chordata; Actinopteri; Holocentriformes; Holocentridae. The coding region runs from base 80 to 1879 and encodes 599 amino acids. The record is from RefSeq and is a predicted model, not a curated record.